Helianthus annuus (common sunflower) is the source of this 1611-nucleotide messenger RNA. RefSeq lists its product as uncharacterized. The record is from RefSeq and is a predicted model, not a curated record. The transcript has 6 exons. The coding region runs from base 1 to 1611 and encodes 536 amino acids. Lineage: Eukaryota; Viridiplantae; Streptophyta; Magnoliopsida; Asterales; Asteraceae.
AUGGGGGUUUUGAAAGGGAGCAAUAAAGCUAUUAAUGUCAUUAACGUGUACGCUCCCCAAAAUGUGUCCCAAAAGAAAUCUCUAUGGGAUGACAUUGGGGGUCUGUUAGGUCACAUCUCGGGAUGGUGGGUGAUUUUGGGGGAUUUUAACGCUGUCUGCUGUGUGGAAGAUAGGUUGAAUUCUAAGUUUAACAAAACCUGUGGUUACAAUUUUAAUAAUUUUAUUAAUGAUAAUGGAUUGAGAGAAUUUGAGAUGAAAGGAAAGAAAUUCACUUUUCAUAAUAAUAAUAAUGGCAACAAACAUAGCAACACCGAUAGGGUUUUAGUGUACUUUGAUGAGGUUAUAAAGAAGGCGAAGGAUAACUUUAUUGGUGUCAGAGAAGCGAAUGUUCGGUUAACGGAAAAUUUUAAAAGGAUUAGGGAGGGUAUUAAAAUAUGGAAAGAGGAGGUUUUAUAUAAGGAAGAGGGGAAGGAGAGGGCACUUAAGGAGGAUCUAGAAAAAAUGGUUGAGUGGUCGGAAGCUAGGGAUCUGUCUGAACAGGAGGAGUGGAUCAAAGAGGAAUGUAUAAAAGAUUUAAAGGAGUUAGAAGAUUUCAAAAAUAAAGAUCUCAAACAAAGAGCUAGAAUUAAAUGGGAUGUUGAUGGAGAUGAGAAUUCGGGUUUUUUUCAUGGGUUCAUAAACAGUAGACGAGCUUCUAACAAUAUUCCCGGCCUCAUGAUUGACGGAGACUGGACGAAUAAACCUUCCUUAGAAAACAACAACAGGCCAAAACUCAUUUGCCAUGAUAUCAAGAGGCUAUCAGAGGAGAACGCGACGUUUCUAACAGCUCCUUUUAAAAACAAGGAGAUUAAGAAAGCUGUGUUCGAGUGUGGGGGCAACAAAGCUCCUGGGCCAGACGGUUUUAACUUCAAUUUCAUAAAAAGCAAAGGUUCUAUCACAAAAGGAUGCAGCUCUUCAUUCAUAACUCUUAUUCCGAACAACAAGGAUCCUGUUGGGAUGAGAGAUUAUUGUCCAAUAAACCUUAUUGGGGUGAUUAGUAAAACUAUUUCUAUGGUUCUUGCUAACCGUCUCAAAAGGGUCAUUGGUACUAUCAUCUCGGACAAUCAAAAGGCGUUUCUUAAAGGCAGGCUUAUAACAACGUUUGUUGGGAUUUUUUUGUUGGAUAUUAUGAGUCAGAUGGGUUUUCCUUUACAGUGGUGUAAAUGGGUGGAAGGGGUGUUAGCUUCGGCUAGUUCUGCUGUGCUAGUGAAUGGGUCUCCUACUUUUGAAUUUGGUUGUUCAAAAGGGAUAAGACAGGGAGACUCUCCGUUUUUGUUCAUUUUGGUUAUGGAAUCCUUGUCUAGCAUUUUGUGCAAAGCAGGGCUCGAAGGGUUUUUCAAAGGUAUUCAAACGCCUAAUAUGGGUCCGGUAAGACAGCGCGAAUCUGAUACAGAGAUUAAGGAAUGGCAUGAAUGUCAAGACGUUAUCAACAUGGUGAGAUUGUCAAAUGAUAAAGAUUCAUGGAAAUGGAACACUAACAAACAGGACGGCUUUUCGGAGAGAUCGGUAAAAAAGGCGAUUAUUUCUGAUAGGGGAAGUAGCCAACUCCCUAAAUUCGAAUGGAGUAAAUAG